AUGAGCGCUUCCGACUUUGACCUCUCACCAAGUUGUCGCAUUCUGGACAAGUUCAUACACUUUUCCUACCAUCAUCCUUUGAGACUGGAUGAAACUGAAGGCUUGGGGGAUCUUGAAAGAAUCGUGAGCUACCAGUUUGCUCGUUUUUUGUCAACUCUGAGUUUUUUUGGAAGCAACAGAGCAUUGAUGCCUCCCUGGACCUUGCAACUGUCUCUUAAAAUUCAGCUUCAAUUUACAGGGCCUGAUACCUUUAGUUCGAUGUCGUGGAAUAUGAAUGCCAUCUACAGAUACAGAGUGACGAUUCUGAUGAACUUCGCUGCUUUUCAACCAGUCAGUCUGACCCAGUUUAACACAUUGGUGUACGAGUGCAUUAUCCAAGAUGUGGAUCUGGAAAAAUUCAAGAAGUCGGCUUACAUCCACUUGAAAUCGGUUUUGCAAUCGCUCUCUAUCAGAGUAAAGGUUAGUCCUAUGUAA
Ogataea parapolymorpha DL-1 is the source of this 474-nucleotide messenger RNA. RefSeq lists its product as uncharacterized. The record is from RefSeq and is a predicted model, not a curated record. NCBI's taxonomy places the organism in Eukaryota, Fungi, Ascomycota, Pichiomycetes, Pichiales, Pichiaceae. The transcript has a single exon. Bases 1 to 474 code for a protein of 157 amino acids.